CUCCGCUCAUCAAUUCUCACCCAUCUCAUCACAUCCGUUCAUCCCCCCGCCCCCAGCUCCGCAGCUGCGGCCUUCGGGGCAUGCGGCAUGCACCCAUGCGCGGCCUUCCUGAUGGCCUGGUGGAGAGCUCGUCGUCCUUUACCUUCUCGCUCGCCCCUCCACGUCGAACGGGACCGUGCGCCGCCACCCUUCUCCCCCCUCUCAUCUCCUCUGCUCGCUCUCCUCGCUCUCUUUGCUCACUCUCCACUCAUCUCUCUCUCUCCUGACGCCAUUCAUCUCAUCGCGCUCGUCUUUCUCCCCCUCUCUCAUACUCCUCUUACCCCUCGCAGCCCUACACUCACCCCCCACGCUCGCACCUACAGACGCUUUGGCAUCCAGCUCCUCUAGCUCCCCAUCACCCCCGUCAAUUCCACACACACGCCAUCUGCCCCGCAGGAGCCGCUUCGUACGACCCUCUCAGUGGCUAGCUCUCUCACUGCUCCCAACAACGACGAGCGC
This is a messenger RNA of Cutaneotrichosporon oleaginosum, 498 nucleotides long. RefSeq lists its product as uncharacterized. NCBI's taxonomy places the organism in Eukaryota, Fungi, Basidiomycota, Tremellomycetes, Trichosporonales, Trichosporonaceae. The record is from RefSeq and is a predicted model, not a curated record.